This is a messenger RNA of Lolium perenne, 783 nucleotides long. RefSeq names its product F-box protein At3g17710-like. Gene Ontology annotation, molecular function: protein binding. The record is from RefSeq and is a predicted model, not a curated record. Lineage: Eukaryota; Viridiplantae; Streptophyta; Magnoliopsida; Poales; Poaceae.
AUGGCAGCCGCGGACGCAACCGCGACCACGCCGCCGGCGCCGCCACUGCCAGAUGACAUCCUCGUGGAGAUCUUCCUGCUCCUGCCGGCCAAGUCUGUCCUCCGGUUCCGCGCCGUCUGUACGCCGUGGCGUCUUCUCCUCUCCGACCUCGCCUUCGUCCGCGAACACCACCGACGUGCACCUCACGCCAUCCUACUCAGCAACCCGAUCAUCGACAACGGCGACGCUGUCUCCGCGCUCCCGUUCCCCUACGCCGACCAAUCGACAGCGGCGCCCCUCUACUGCGGCACCACUUGUCAGCAGACGUUCCUUUAUGAGUGCUGCGACGGCUUGCUCCUCUUGCGGUGGAGCCGCGCGCUUUCCGUGGGCGUCUACCGGCAUGCGCCCACGGCAGAGUACCGCGUCCUCGGAUACAACUCCUACUGGUGGUCACCGCCGUCCAUAGGCCAGCAUCGUUAUGAGUACCUCGUGGCGGCGCCGGGCCAGGAGAGGGCGAGGAAGCUCGAGCCCACCGACGUAUGGACGUCCGCAGACUGCAUCAACUCGAGGUUGGACCACCGGCCGGUGAUCCACCGCGGCUGCCUGCACUGGAUGUCAUGGUUCUACAGCAAAGGGGCGGUGGUGUUCGACACGAUCUCGGAGGAGUUCCGCCCGAUGCAAGGCCCGCUGGACGGCGACGCUCGCAUGGACCGCAUGCACGGCAGGCUCGUGGCGCUGGACGGCACGCUGGGCGCGUCGGUGUAUCAAAAUACAGAGAAAGAUUGGAUCGGUCAUGUCGUUUGA